AUGGAAGAAGACUUUCACGCCUUGAUAACUCCAGAUCAAAUAAGACAGUUUGAAACAAACAACGCCGCAAGAGAUGCUUUAUGUCUGUUAGGUCAACUGUGAGGUGCACAAAACAUCCAGAUAACACAAGCUCGGAACACGUCAAUUCGACAUUUCUUACUAAUUGAGAUAUCUAACCCUAAGAAGAUUCUAGACAAAGUUCGAGGGAUGUGGCGUUUUCCUUCCUCCACACAAUCAGAGCCUGUGAACCUCCCUGACGAACAAGAGACGCUUGAACAAAGAGUGGAGAGAUCUCUUGACGUCGAUAAAAACCGACCUUGCGAAAUACAGACCAAAACAACAGAGGCAAGUGAUGUUCGUUACCUAUUUUCAUCUUUGGAGCUUGAUAGGCUGAGAGCUAUGUUAAAAGAAAUGAUCACGACAUCUGUACCAAUCUCAAAGCCUAGGGUCAAGGAAAUUCUUCAAAAGGAAGAUGGGGCAAAGUACCUCUUACAAAAAUCCUCGUUAGAAACAAUAAUUAAUCGUGUGAAAUACGAAAGGCGCCUUGAAAGAGCAUUUAAGACAGAGUUGUUUUGA
Pocillopora meandrina is the source of this 576-nucleotide messenger RNA. The record is from the annotation of a GenBank genome assembly. Lineage: Eukaryota; Metazoa; Cnidaria; Anthozoa; Scleractinia; Pocilloporidae.